AUGCCUCCAAUUUUGUAUCAGCCGUUGGAUGACGAAGAGAUUCGUCUACUCACCAUUCAUUCUCAGAACAACUUCAGUCUCCAGACCGCAUGCUUGAAGCAGAACCUAAGAUACGACGCAGUCUCCUAUUGCUGGGGAAAGGCCCACGAUCUCUGCAACGUCCGGGUCAAUGGCUAUGAGAUCCCACUUCGAAGGCAUGUGGCGACAAUGCUGGACAGCCUCUAUCGUCACCGUCGAAUUACUCAUGUCUGGUUGGAUAUGCUAUGUAUCAACCAAAGUGAUGAGGAUGACAAGUCAAAGCAAGUGUUGAUGAUGGGAGAAAUCUUCAAGAGGGCUGAGAAAGUCUAUGCAUGGUUGGGAGAAGCAGAUCGCGAAAUGGAUUGCAUCUUUGAUGUUUUGUUGGAUUUUCGAGACCGCAAGGCAGACAAGGUAUUAUACACCCGUUUGGAUGCUGCUGAACGACUUUCCGAAUAUAGAGAAAUGUUCCGCGAAAUCUACCAGGAGCGAGUCGGUUCUUUACCCGAACCGAGAGAAUCGGACGAUGAAAGGUUGCACGAAGAAUUCAACUGGCUGCGUCCUCUGUAUGCCCGGCCUUUCUGGGGCCGUCUUUGGAUUGUUCAGGAGCUUAUCCUGGCGAAAGAGGUUAUUGUCUGUUAUGGAACCAAAUGCAUUGCUUUGAACGACAUUUAUGGCCUCAGUCUCGACUGGGGCUCCUUCGAACAGGGCUUCGAUGCUUGCCAACCGGACUAUACAGCGGCCAUGAAGAUCGCCGUAAAAAUGCCUCCAUUGGUGCCCGAGCAGGAGGAGACUGGUAUGGUGGAGACGGAAGAGUGGGACGAUACUACGACCACGCUCCAGCAUCCGGAGGCGCCCUCCAUGGAUGCUUCGGAGAAGUCGAAGUCGCAUUCGAGAGGAUGGAAGACCAUCCAAGCCAUUCGCGGGCACCGACGACGCAGAGAGAGCUUGAGAUAUGAGCCAGCAGCAGACCCUCCGCAUCCAAUGGUGGUUGAGAUGUCGGAGCAAGGCGAUGUUGCAGAGAUUGAUGAAGUGGUCGAGGUAUAUGCCCGACAUCAAUGCUGUGAUCCGAAGGACAAAGUCUACGGGCUGCGGGAACUGGUCAAGGAAUGGAGGGAAAAGCUUAAGCCAGAGUACAAGAAGUCUGUCUUGGAAGUCUUCCUGGACGUUGCGAGACUUGACUUGUUCAAGCAGGAAAAAAAUGGCGGACUGCACGUGGCAUUCGGUUUGUGGUCGGAAAUGGGACUGGGCGGUCGCGAGAAGUUCAACGACUGCCUAAGACAGCAUUUUCCGGAGAUAUACAGUCGACACGUGUCGCGGCUGUGA
Cladophialophora carrionii CBS 160.54 is the source of this 1341-nucleotide messenger RNA. RefSeq lists its product as uncharacterized. Lineage: Eukaryota; Fungi; Ascomycota; Eurotiomycetes; Chaetothyriales; Herpotrichiellaceae. The transcript has 2 exons. The record is from RefSeq and is a predicted model, not a curated record. The coding region runs from base 1 to 1341 and encodes 446 amino acids.